Bacillus rossius redtenbacheri is the source of this 2310-nucleotide messenger RNA. Its product is annotated as loricrin-like. The transcript is spliced from 4 exons. Lineage: Eukaryota; Metazoa; Arthropoda; Insecta; Phasmatodea; Bacillidae. The record is from RefSeq and is a predicted model, not a curated record. Bases 1 to 2310 code for a protein of 769 amino acids.
AUGUUUUGGUUCCUCGCGCGUCUGGGGAACGCCCCGUGGACGCGGAAUGCCAUCAUGAACUCGGGUCGCGCGUUACGACGCUACGAGGGCGGACGCUACGAGGACGGACGCUACGAGGGCGGACGCUACGAAGACGUACGCUACGAGGGCGGACGCUACGAGGGCGGACGCUACGAGGGCGGACGCUGCGAGGACGGACGCUGCGAGGACGUACGCUACGAGGGCGGACGCUACGAGGGCGGACGCUACGAGGGCGGACGCUACGAGGGCGGACGCUACGAAGACGUACGCUACGAGGGCGGACGCUACGAAGACGUACGCUACGAGGGCGGACGCUACGAAGACGUACGCUACGAGGGCGGACGCUACGAGGGCGGACGCUACGAGGACGGAUGCUACGAGGGCGGAAGCUACGAGGGCGGACGCUACGAGGGCGGACGCUACGAGGACGGACGCUACGAAAACGUACGCUACGAGGACGUACGCUACGAGGGCGGACGCUACGAAGACGUACGCUACGAGGGCGGACGCUACGAGGGCGGACGCUACGAGGGCGGACGCUGCGAGGGCGGACGCUGCGAGGGCGGACGCUGCGAGGACGUACGCUACGAGGGCGGACGCUACGAGGGCGGACGCUGCGAGGGCGGACGCUACGAGGGCGGACGCUACGAGGGCGGACGCUACGAGGGCGGACGCUACGAGAGCGGACGCUACGAGGGCGGACGCUACGAGGACGGACGCUACGAGGACGGACGCUACGAGGGCGGACGCUACGAGGGCGGACGCUACGAGGGCGGACGCUACGAGGGCGGACGCUACGAGGACGGACGCUACGAGGGCGGACGCUGCGAGUACGGACGCUACGAGGGCGGACGCUACGAGGACGGACGCUACGAGGGCGGACGCUACGAGGACGGACGCUACGAGGACGGACGCUACGAGGGCGGACGCUACGAGGGCGGACGCUACGAAGACGUACGCUACGAGGGCGGACGCUACGAGGGCGGACGCUACGAGGGCGGACGCUACGAGGGCGGACGCUGUGAGGGCGGACGCUGCGAGGACGUAUGCUACGAGGGCGGACGCUACGAGGGCGGACGCUACGAGGGCGGACGCUACGAGGGCGGACGCUACGAGGACGGACGCUACGAGGGCGGACGCUACGAGGGCGGACGCUACGUACGCUACGAGGGCGGACGCUACGAGGGCGGACGCUGCGAGGGCGGACGCUGCGAGGGCGGACGCUGCGAGGACGUACGCUACGAGGGCGGACGCUACGAGGGCGGACGCUACGAGGGCGGACGCUACGAGAGCGGACGCUACGAGAGCGGACGCUACGAGAGCGGACGCUACGAGGGCGGACGCUACGAGGGCGGACGCUGCGAGAGCGGACGCUACGAGGGCGGACGCUACGAGGACGGACGCUACGAGGACGGACGCUACGAGGGCGGACGCUACGAGGGCGGACGCUACGAGGGCGGACGCUGCGAGGGCGGACGCUGCGAGGACGGACGCUACGAGGGCGGACGCUACGAGGACGGACGCUACGAGGGCGGACGCUACGAGGACGGACGCUACGAGGACGGACGCUACGAGGGCGGACGCUACGAGGACGGACGCUACGAGGGCGGACGCUACGAAGACGUACGCUACGAGGGCGGACGCUACGAAGACGUACGCUACGAGGGCGGAUGCUACGAGGGCGGACGCUACGAGGGCGGACGCUGCGAGGACGUAUGCUACGAGGGCGGACGCUACGAGGGCGGACGCUACGAGGGCGGACGCUACGAGGGCGGACGCUACGAGGACGGACGCUACGAGGGCGGACGCUGCGAGGACGGAUGCUACGUACGCUACGAGGGCGGACGCUACGAGGGCGGACGCUGCGAGGGCGGACGCUGCGAGGGCGGACGCUGCGAGGACGUACGCUACGAGGGCGGACGCUACGAGGGCGUACGCUACGAGGGCGGACGCUACGAGAGCGGACGCUACGAGAGCGGACGCUACGAGGACGGACGCUACGAGGGCGGACGCUGCGAGGGCGGACGCUACGAGGGCGGACGCUGCGAGGGCGGACGCUGCGAGGACGGCGGACGCUACGAGGGCGGACGCUACGAGGGCGGACGCUACGAGAGCGGACGCUACGAGGACGGACGCUACGAGGACGGACGCUACGAGGACGGACGCUACGAGGACGGACGCUACGAGGACGGACGCUACGAGGGCGGACGCUACGAGGACGGACGCUACGAGGGCGGACGCUACGAAGACGUACGCUACGAGGGCGGACGCUACGAGGACGGACGCUAA